Molecule: messenger RNA, 7011 nt
Organism: Bicyclus anynana (squinting bush brown)
Lineage: Eukaryota; Metazoa; Arthropoda; Insecta; Lepidoptera; Nymphalidae
Gene: Tti1
Product: TELO2-interacting protein 1 homolog
Exons: 19
Coding region: 185-3760 (1191 amino acids)
Biological process (GO): chromatin remodeling
Cellular component (GO): cytoplasm
Source: RefSeq, a predicted model, not a curated record
AAAACAAGUUAUCUGUGGAUCUGAAAAUGCCAGGAAGUGCGUUUUCCGCUUGAAAUUUUCGGUGUUGAAAAAUGAAAAUUGUUUUUCCGAGUGUUUUGUAUUAUAAAUAAAACAUUUUCGUUUGAUUAUCGGUACAAUCUGAGUGCAAUGAGCAGUGAGAUAAAUUAAUCGGUCUAAUCCACCCAUGUCCUACCAACAUCCUAAAACCAUGUUGCACAUAAUGAACAUGAGCCCUCCAACAAGGGAAACAUUCUAUCGAAUCAAACCAGUAUGCGAGCUGGUGAUGCAGGACCCGUCUCCAGAGCACCUGGCGACUUUCGGUAACGUAGUGGACGAGCUCAAGAUAGAUACGGUGCAAGAAUUGCAGCAAUAUUUGCUUUUCCCAUUCACAAAUCACUUGCAAUAUCAGGGUUCUAAAAAGACAUUUGAACUCCACCUGCGCAUGUUGGAGGCAAUGAAGGAAGUGCUGCUCAGGGUGAAGGUCUGCCACUUCAGGGUGUGCGAGAGGUUGCUAGACUUGCUCCUCAAAAUGAUAUUCGACAAAAAUCGGCCAGGAAUGAUUGCUGACGUACCAGAGGAGCUAAAACUUUGUGUGAUACAAUGUUUAUCAACACUCAUGCUCAAUGUGGACCACGAGACGAGGCUCAAAAUGUUGCAGGCCAAUGUCCCUUUGCUGGCACAAGCUAUAUUUGUUUCAGUACAUUUGGCCAAGUUAGAGAAGCUUAGAGCUUUAAGAUUAGCAGCACUGAACUGCCUAGCGGUGCUCACAGUGACACACCCCGAGCUAACAGAUGGUGUUGGUCACAUAACUGACCCUGCACUAGAGGAGGUGGUGGUGAGCAUGAUGGCCUGCAUUCUGCCGGGGGUGCUUGCUGCUCUGCAGGACGUGGCCAUGUGUACUGACAACCCAGGGCAUGCUGUUGUUGCGGCAGCCCUGAGCGCCACGCACCGCGUGAUGUGCACCAUCAUGAACAACAGGCAAGUGCAACAACAAGACGGAGUCAAAGUCACGGACUUCCUCAAACUGUUGACGCAGAAGAGCAAAGAGCUGAAAGAUGUAAGCACGACGGAAAACAAUCCCGAUACAAAGCUAUACACUUUGAUGAUCAACAAGGACUAUAUUGGCAUGGCCGACUAUUUACUCUCUAAGCGAAAGCACACAAUGUUCCUCAGUAUGCUCAAACCGUCCAAAUUAAGGAUUGCUAACAAAAAGAGCGAUAGAGGAAGUCGUUGGUCGUCCAAAGUACCCUCCUCAUAUAGGGAGGAUUACUACUCUAUCGUGACAGUGUCAUCUAAAGACAGACCGAAACGUGACACAAAAGACAUACCGAAACGUUCACCGGAAUGGUACGCGAUGGCGAGCGAGAAACUGGCAUUUGUUGUGAAGAACUUGAUACCGCUGGUCACUCACGAACACUACAAAGUGCGCAAGGAACUCGCCGUCCUCUGCUACAGGAUACUCUCUGAGUGCAGCUCAACGAUGCAGCCAUCACUAGCGAUGACACUGGACGUGAUGAUCACGCUGUCCACCGACCCGUACCAAGAAGUGUCGGAGUACUGCACUAGCGCAGUCCACGCGCACUUCGCGAGCGCUAGCAAAGAGAGGCUGGCGGAGGCCAUCGACAGCUUGUGCGAGAACUUCUUCACCACGCUCAAUUGCUUGCCGAGGAUAUUGAUUAAUAUUGAUUCAAGUCGCAAGCUAUCAGUCUUGAGCCUGCUGUAUGGAUACCUCAAGAUACUGUGCGACGAGGGCCGCCCGCAGCGGCUCUCGGGCGCGCUGAGCACCAGCGACGGCUUCGACCGGCUGUGCGACGCGCUGCUCACCGCCGCCGACUUGCAGACCGACCUAGCGCUGCUCACCCGCCACGCCGGACGAGAUGUGAAAUCACCGCCAUCUACCGACACCCCGUGGUGCCGGCUCCGGUACCUGGACAACAAGGAGUCGGAGAAGAGGCUGCAAGACGUCUGCCAGAUGCUCGGCGGCGCGGAGUGUGCCGAGCUGUUCCUGGACCGGCUACUGGAGCUGUUCCACGAGAAGCGCAGCUCCGAGCUGGUGUACAUCAUCAACUGGGUUGGCUCAGCGCCGAAUUCAACACCAAAUCUGGCGAAGAGGAUAAUAAAUAAAUAUAUAGAGGAGGACAUCUGGUAUCUUCCCCUGGAGGUGACCAGCGGGGAGGCGCCUCUCACCAAAGAAGAGACCCGGGACCCCAGCAUAUACAACCCUCGAGCCUGGGCCAAGGACAGUGUGCCAGGUCUGUACGAAGGCACAACAGAAGUCCGCUACACGGACGUGAGCUACAUGCGGCCGCGCGAGCGGUACGUGGAGCCGAACACGUGCGGCAGCAUCGCCGAAGCGCAGGCCAACAUGGCCUUCAGCUGCCUCGUCACAGAGGGGCUCGGCAUGAUGGCGCGCCGCCUCGGGGCGGACUACCAGCCCUUCAUGCUGAAGACCUUGUGCCUCAUACUGGAGAGAGUCGGCAGUAAGUACGAGAACCUGCACCUGACGGGGCUGAAGGCGCUGCACGACGUGGCGGCCGCCUUCCAGCGUGACAGUGUCACCGACCUCUUGGCCGAGAACGCCGACUACUUCACCAAUCAGAUCACACAGAGGCUGAAAAAGGCGUGGAGGACGCAGUCGGCGCUGCAGGUACUGUCCGUGGUGAUGGAGUACAGCGACUCCAGCAUACUGGACUACUUGUACGGGAUCGUCGAAGACGUGCUAAUACAAAGCUGCGACAAGUACUACCAGAGGCAUCUGUACGCUUACCUGCAAGUGUUCCUCACUUUCGUCACUUGCAUACGGAAGUGGUUCCUGGUGGAGCCCAAGCCCAAACCCAAAAAGGAGCUGCAAACUCAAGAAAUUGACAUCAUGAAGGAUGUCAUUGAGUUUGAGAAGAAUAAGAAGGAGUCUGCAAGGUUAUUAUCUGAGGAGAAGGAGAGCAACAUGACAGUAGAAGAGAUGUAUAAAGAGGAUAUGAAGCGGAAAGAAGAAGAAAUGUUAAAUGACGACGACACAGCCGUUUCUGAGGAAUCUCCACCACUUCCUCAUCACAUCAGAGUAACAGUGACAAUACUCAAGCGGUGCGUCAACUUCAUCGCGCUGGGCCGCGACGAGAGUCUCGUAGCUCUUCAGAUCCUGGCGCUGGGGCUGCCCCUACUGAAGGAGUACGAGGACGAGCUGCUGCCGCUGGUGCACUUGUGCUGGGCGCCGCUGGUGGCCAAGUUCUCGGCCCCUGAGGUGUUGGUGCUGAAGAGCGCCUUCGAACUGUUCGUCGUCCUGGCUACGCUGGCUAAAGACUUCUUGAGGAGUCGGGCUGUUAAAGACGUCCUCCAGCCUAUGUACAAGUUCCUGUGGUCCAUGGCGGCCGAGAGCCAGCUGAAGGACAACGGGUCGGCCUACCGCCUGUCGCACAUGUACAGCCUGCAGGUGUCGGUGCUGGGCGCCCUGCCCGCGCUGGUGGUGGACCUCGGCCUGCAGGACGAGCAGCUGACGGAGGCCAUGCGCGCUGCGCAGGACUACCUCUCCGCCAAGCAGCCCAAGCCGCUGCAGAUGCUGGCAGUGAAGUUCUUCCAAGGCGUGAUGUCGUACAACUACGGCGCGGCGUGGUACCACCUGCGCGCGCUGUGCGACAACGGCGUGCGCCACCACAGCCAGUACGCCAACAUCGCGCCGCUCGUGACCAUCGUGGGCACGCCCUACGAGUCGCCCGACCCCGACUACGACCCCAACGUCAAGCUCAUCUUCUAUGUGCACAAGUGAUAAACGGCCACGACGAUCGACGUCGGACUGUUUUAAGUGUAAACGGAAUAUGACGAUGACGUCCAACAGUGUAAACGGAAUAUGACGAUGACGUCAAACUGUUUUAAGUGUAGUGUGUAAACAGUUUAGGGCGAUGAUGUCAAACUGUUUUAAGUGUUGUGUGUAAACGGAAUAUGACGAUUAUGUCAAAGUAUUUAAGUGUAAUGUAGAUGUCAAAGUGUUUUAAGUGUAGUGUGUAAACGGACUACGACGCUGACGUCAUCUGUCUUAACUGUUAUAUGUAAAGUAAAAGGACUACGACAGAAAUGUCAAACUUUUUAAACGUAGUGUGUAAAAAGACUAUGACACUGACAUCAGUCUUUUAAGUGUAGUGUGUAAAAGGAAUAUGACGCUGACGUCAAACUGUUUUAUGUGUAAUAUGUAAAGUAUACGGACUACGACAGAAAUGUCAAACUUUUAAAGUAUAGUGUGUAAGCGGUCUACAAUGCUGACGUCAACUGUUUUAAAGCGCCCAAACAACUAAAUUGCGUACUUUUACAAUUUAGUUGGACAACUUUUAACAAUGCAUCAAAAGGGAAUCGGGAUUCUGAUACGAUCAGUGUCCAAUUUGUUAUUUGGACAAUUUGGUUGAGAAGAUGUUUCGGGGUCUCGUAAUGUCACUAUACUUAUUAGUUUAUUCUGGGAUUUAGUCAGCCAAAUUGUCUGUCUGCGAGCACUCUAAUGUGUACUGUGUAAACGGAUUAUGACUCCGACAUCAAACUCCAUACAUGUGUAUGUAUGUACAAGCUAUGCACUGACGACAAACUGUUUAUUGUGCAGUUUGUAAACACACUCUGAAGACAAAUUGUUUAUUGAAAUGUUUUUUUUUUUUGCCAAUCUCAUUUUUGAGAUUAACCAUGUACGCAGGAGAUAUUAUAGUGCGCAAGCACAGGUGCACUCUUUAUUCCCUCACUCUUAUAGUCUUAUGGGAUGACAGAAUGACACAACCUGUGAAAAAUCAAGACGUAGAAAGAAAAUUUUCUUAAUUCUCCGCGUGUGUGAAGUCUGCCAAUCCUCAUUGGGCCAGCAUGGUGGACUAUUGGCCUAACCUCGACAAGGACACUCGAGCUCAGCAGUGAGCCAAAUAUGGGUUGAUAAGGAAUUAAUGUAAAUGGACAUUGAUGUCAAAUUAUUUUAAGUAAUGUGUAAAUUAAACAGAGUACGACAGCAACUUCUAGCUGUUUUAUGUGUAAUGUGUAAAAUAAACGUACUACUAUAUCAAUGUCAGUGAUUAUAAGUGUUCAUAUGAAGUCAAAGAGACUACAAUACGAUAUAUGAUACAUUUAUUAUUAUAUAUCGUGCCUAAGAGGUAGUCUGUUUGUCUGUUGUAGUGGUAAAACUGAAGGAACAUUUUUUUUAACUAAAUCAAUGUUCAGUAUACAGGGUACUCGGUAGUAUUUCCCAUAACUCUAGGAUUCUAAUCUUCAAGGAAAAUUAAUUAAAAAUGUCUAAGGAACAUGUGUUCUAAAAUGAACAUUUUCAGAGUAAAAAAGAUUUAUUUUGUAAAUUGUGUCUAUUAUAUCGAUUCCUUAUACUACCUAGCCAAACUUAUUCAAUGAUAAAUAUCAUGAAGUAGCUUACUAGUAAAGUGCAGAGUAUCUCGUCCAUAUCGACAGUCUACUACGAUUACGUAUUUUAAAAUGCAACGAUAGAUAAAGGCGUGUUUUAAAUGGAUAGUCAAAACUAUUUGAAUUACUUUGUAUGAAAAUGUAAGUUUUUUUUAGAAAAAAAAAGAAAAAGUUAUAUGGUUCGGCUCCUAUAAGUGGACUUGUCAUCAUCUCGAAGUUAUGGGAAAUACUCCUGAGCACCCUGUAUACACACACACAACCUUUAUUUUAUUUUAUUUUUUAUUUAUUUAUACUUUAUUGCACAAAAGAAAAACAAUAAAGAAAAUAGUAGAUAUUGCUUAUAACAACAUCUAUAUACUACAUCGAAAGUCAAACAGACUUCCUGGAAUAGAUUGAAAAUAUAUGUAGUGUUUUGAAUUAUCUUGUCGGUUGGUACUAAUAGUUUUAAGUGUAGUUUAUUUCAAUGUUUUAUUGUGUACUAACGGACGACCGCGGCUUCGUCCGCGUGGAAUUCAAUUUUUCACGAAUUCCACAAGAACCAUGGAUUUUUUCAGGAUGGAAAAGUAAUUAUUGUUAAUUCAGAGUAAAAUUUAUUUACAUUCCAAAUCUCAGCGAAAUCGCUUCAGUAGCCGCAGCGUAAAGGAGGUACAAACAUACUUAGACACAAAUCUAUACUAAUAUUAUAACGCUGAAGAGUUUGAUUGGACGCACUAAUCUCAGGAACACCUGGUCCAAUUUGAAAAAUUCUUUCAGUGUUAGAUAGCCCAUUUAUCGAGGAAGGCUAUAAGCUAUAUUAACUAUCCCUAUAUCCCUAGGGGAACGAGAACCACGCGGGUGAAACCGCGCGGCGUCAGCUAGUACAAAAUAAUAUUAGUGUAAUUUAGAAUAAUGUUUUUAACAAGAUACGUGUUGUACGCAACACAAUCCUUCUGACAUUGACAAUCAACAAUUUAGUUGCUUUUCAAAAGCUAUUUUUACAAACAUGAAUAUAGUAGAAUAUCCAAUGUAAAAUUUUAUUUUUUAAAAUUCUCAAUAUUAAUUUAGAAGUAUAUUUUCUUUUGCAAUUACUUUGCAAGGAGUUCUUCAAAAGGUCUUUAUGAAAGCUGAAUGAGUGCAAUGAAAUCGCUGAUGCAAUCAUGAAUUAGUGCUAUUUUAUAUUAGACAAAUUAAAAAUAUAUUGCUCUCAUUAUAAAGCUAUGUUCACACGGCACUGCAUGUGUAGAUGUUUCCAUGUACAACAUACGUGUAAAAUCCGAAUUAAUAACGACCUUCACCCAUCUGUUUACUGGAUUUAAAGUAUUUUAUAUCAAAUUAAAUAUGUGAAUAUUGUCAAUGGUUGGCCUACUAAUAGCAUCUACUAUAAGACAUACAAAACAGUUCAGGACAAUGCUGUGUGAAACUAACCUAAGAGGGGCUACAGAACUUCAGUUUUAACUGUACAGUUUUAUCUAAUCGAAAUUUCAAUCAAAAUCAUUAGUUAAAACUGAUGGGCACAUAAACUGCAUGUAUGUAGCACGGGUAACUCCUACAGCUAAGAGACGAUCGAAGAUUUUAAAAAAUUCAUUGUGUAAAUAAAAUAAAUGUUGCCAUUUAUUAAUGUUAAUGUGAAUAUUUAAACUGAAUAAAGAUUGAGAUCUAUGUCUA